AUGACAUCUCUAGAGCUCGCGCAGUCCAACUACGAGCAGGCAUUCAUGCUGCUAGACGAGGACCAGCGUCGAGCUACGGUUGCGGAUAUUGAGGGCCCUUGCCUCGUCGUGGCAGGACCUGGAUCAGGGAAGACUCGUGUCCUGACACUGCGCAUAGCGAUGAUGAUCGUCAAGCAUAAGAUACCGCCUCAUUCCAUCCUUGCGUUGACGUUCACCAGGAAGGCAUGUCAGGAGAUGCAGGACAGGGUAGCGAAAUUGUGCCAUGGUCGAGAUUGCGGUCUGCUGAUACAGACGUUCCAUUCUUAUUGCCUGGCAUGCGUGAAAGAAUUCCAUGCUGAGCUCGGGUUUCGUUUCGAGCCCAUGGUCCUGGACUCCUCAGCUCAGAUCGAUCUUGUGAAAGAAUGUUUCGGCAAGCUGAAUAGCUUCCAAGCUCAGCAGAUCAAGACAUGGCGAGCAGACAACCGGAUCGAUUCAGACUAUGGCGAUGAAGAGCUCAAUCAGGUGGUGAAUGCUGGGCCGUCCAACCAGGACAAGGGCACCCACCAGGCAGCGCUCUACUUUGUUGAAUGGAUGAGAAGGACAAAGUCGUCAGGAAGCGUACCGAAGCCGCAGUUUGCACUGGAGUCAGAAGUUUUUGGUCACUAUGAGAGAGAGAAGAAAAGAAGAAACUGUGUUGACUUUGAUGAUCUGAUUCCGCUUGCGACCAGUCUGCUGGACGCUGAGCGAACGCGAAAAAUCAUCCAGGCAAAGUCGAGAUACGUAUUGAUAGACGAAUUUCAAGAUGUUUCUCACAAUCAGAUUCAACUUGUCAAAGUUUUGAUGCAAGGGAAGCCAUCGAGCAUCACUGCCUUCGGAGAUCCGAACCAGUCGAUUUACAACUUUCUCCAUGGCACUGAAUAUGGCAUUAAGCCUUUCACCACCAACGAUAUUGGCGACAGAAUUGUGAUCACGAGCCAUACAACUGAAGAAAAGGAAAUCACCUGGGUGACCAAUGAAAUAGAAUACUGGAGACGUGCCGGAGUUCCACUUUCACAGAUGGCAAUCUUGUACCGUUUGAGAUCGAUCGGCAAGUUAUUCGAGAAUGCACUCAAGAAGAGGAAUAUUCCGGUGGUCAAUGUCUCACCUGACGAUGAGAAUGUCUAUCGAAAGGCGCUGUCGAUGGACCUGCUUGCGUACCUCAAAGCUGCUCUCUUUGAAAAUGACGAUGCGAUGCGAAGGAUUAUCAACAAGCCAAAACGAGGCCUCGGUGAAUCAGCUGUCGGCAAGAUCAUCGCAACUGCACAGAGACAUAAAUGUAAGUUUUUGCAGGCGUGUAGAAUUCUCUGUAACAGCAACUACGAUUCGCUUCCGCAAAAACAAACGAAGGGCCUUUCUGACUUUUUGCACGUGAUCCAAUCAAUCCAAGAGGAUAUCAAAAAUGAGACAGAAAGCAUUGUGCUUGAAAACUUGCAGCGACACAUCUUUGGACGUCCAUCAAAGCAUGAUAGUGAGCUUGGAAAAAUCAUCAAACACAUGCAAAAAGAUGUUCUGCUGGAGUCAGAUGAUUUUGGACUGGGUUCCAAAAGUCGAACUUCGGCUGGCAACACAACUUCGUCCAAGCUUGCUUCCUUCGUCUACAUGGUCAGUAAUUCGCAAAUCAAAGCUGCGAGGCAGAAAGAAGUCGUAACUCUCACAACCAUACAUCAAUCCAAAGGUCUUGAGUUCUCUCACGUAUGGUUGGUGAGGUUUUCAGACAGUAUUUGCCCACUGAUACAGCGAAUCGAUGAUGAUAAUCAUGAUGAUGAUAUCGACAAGGAAACUCAAUGGCGAACUAUGUCACUAGAAGAGGAACGACGGCUUGCGUUUGUCGCGUUUUCACGAGCAAAGAGCAUGCUUCAAGUUUCCUGGGUAUCGACGGACUCUGAAACCGGCCUCAGCCAAGAGCCCUCCAGAUAUCUUCAAGAGAUUCCAGAAUCUUACAAACAAGGCGGAAGGGAAAUGAUAUCAGCCAGGAAUGGAGCAAAGCCUCUUCCCAUUCGAGUUGCCCCUCUGCCUGAUGAUUCAAAGUGCUCGAGCUCUUCAGAUGCGAGAUGCGCGACCUCGUCGAGCUCAGUGCCAAACUCCUUUCCCAUCAAGUCAGAGCCAUCCAUCAGAUCAGAUAUUCCCAUCCAAUCAGAGGCUCCAACGUCUUGUCCGAGCUCGAUGACAAAUGGUAAGACCCCUCAUGCCGCACAGGAGAAAGCAGGCAACUGGAGUUGGCGACCAGACGACUUGCCAUCUCGACGAUGGUCGGGAGGGUCCAUGUCAGAUUCUUCGUCAACCCUGUUGGAUGACCUUGACCCUGGUGAUCCUGACUGCGCGACUUCAUGCCGGGCGGGGACAAGGAACUUCAACUUCAGCCAUGAGAAUCAGCUGGAUGAAGUGUCAGUAGCAUCUCCUUCGGAUUGGAGAAACUCUUCCUCGGCCAACUUGCCGCCUGCAUAUGCCCGGCAAGGGUUGAGAGAACUUCAAGUGUCGACUCCUCCUACUGUUAGGCUCAAGGAGAGUCACACCGUUCAGCGAGCGAUUGACUCGAUCCCGUCCCUGUUUGGCAAGCGAAGAGAUCCAGAGCCUUGCGCUGACUCUCCCAGAGACGCAGAUCGUUCAAACCCUUCGUCUGGCUCACGUCGAAAGAAGUUGCUUGGCUUUAGGUCGUUGGGGCAGGGGCUGCGGAUGAGGCUGUUUGAAGUCUUCUAG
Guillardia theta CCMP2712 is the source of this 2715-nucleotide messenger RNA. RefSeq lists its product as hypothetical. NCBI's taxonomy places the organism in Eukaryota, Cryptophyceae, Pyrenomonadales, Geminigeraceae. The record is from RefSeq and is a predicted model, not a curated record. Bases 1 to 2715 code for a protein of 904 amino acids. Gene Ontology annotation, biological process: recombinational repair. Gene Ontology annotation, molecular function: 3'-5' DNA helicase activity; ATP binding; DNA binding. The transcript is spliced from 6 exons.